CACUGCGACGUUUACGGAAGUGAGCCGUUCAGUUCGACCGUUACAGGUGUUGUGCACUUAUACAGUAGCAACAUAUCGACUGUAUUGAGAACCUGGAAACGAAAGAAAGCUUCUGAAAGUUGUGUUAAAAUGGAAACUUCACUGGAAUCCGACGAAGAUGAAGAGAUGGGUGCAUAUCAGAAGAAAUUAAGAGAGCGAGCCAACCGCAGCAUACAGCAGCUGAGCAACAUGCUGGUGAACCAGAGCUGUGACACUGAAGCCCUGGACCAAUCGAGCGGUCAGCACAGUUCACCAGAGAGCUCGAGACAGCAAACACAGCAGAGCGAAGCAGUCAGUCAGCUCCGUUCAUUGCUUCAGAAACAAGCUAAAGAACUCAGCUCUCCUUCUCCUUCCAAAAGGAAGCCUGUUCCGAAGAAACAGGAAGAUGUUGAUAGUUUACCUGCAGUCCAGGAUCUGGUGCCCAUCAUUCACAACCAGUCCGAGUAUAUCCAACACCUUGAGGCUGAGGUUAAGUUCUGCAAGGAAGAACUACUUGCGGUGAAGCAGCGAGUCAGGGUAGUGGUUGUAGAGAAUGAAAAACUGCAUGAGGAGCUCAAGGCAAAGAUGCUAGAAGACACUCUGAAGGAAUACACUCUGCUGGAUGGCACGGUACAUGCUGAAACUUCAGUAGAUAAAAUUAGCUCAACACCGGCAGCAAAACAAAGACAGGACUUAAUUCAAAAAACAGAUGACAAGAAGUGGGAAAAAGAGCUGGAGCAGUUAAAAUGUUUGUACCAAGCACAGUCUGAGACACUCGAAGCUCAGGUUGUUUCACUGAAGAAGGAAUUGAUGAGUGCUCAGACAGAAUGCGAAGACCUGAAAGAGCGUCUGAGGCACAAGGAAGCGAUGACCGGUGUACCUGGGGCUGGUCAGCGUGUCGGAGGUUUGUGUCUGAAAUGCGCUCAGCAUGAAGCUGUACUGGCAGAAACGCACUCCAACAUUCACAUCCAGGCCAUCGAGCGACUCACCAAAGAGCGAGACGAGCUGAUGACUGCGCUGUGCUCUCUGAGGGCCAGUCAGAGCGAGGCGCAGCAAAGGGAGUGGGCUGCCUAUCAUCAGGUCAAACAAGCUGUAGAGAUGGCAGAGGAGGCGAACUUGGAGAAGACCAAGGCACUAGUACAGUGUGAGCAUGUUCUCGCUGAACUGGCCAGACAGAGGGAAAGACUGGAGAAGGAACUUGCUUUGGAGCAGGAGAAGAUUGCGCAGGCGAGGGAUGCAGUUCGCUCUGAGAGCAUGAGAGAGAAAGAGGAGCUCGCCCAGAUGGUGACCUCCUUGACAUGCAAAGUGGCCGAGCAAGAGGGACUUUUGGAUCGAGGAGACAGAGAGAGGAACUCCCUCAACACUCAGCUAGAGGAGGCCUUUAAGAAGCUCACCGCUCAGGAGACUGACAACAGCCGGGCAUGUGGGGAGCUGCGCUACCAGUUAAGUCAGGCCCAGCUUAAGAGAGAAGAGGCUGAGAGGGAAUUACGGGACUCUCGCUCUAACCUGGGCCGGCAGCUCGAGUUAACACAACAGGAAGUGCAGAAGCUGGUUGCAGAGCUGAGUGGCAGCCAGCAGCGUUUGGAGGAGGCCCAGAGGGCAGAGGGCCGAGCUCGGACGGAGGCAGCCGGCCUGGCAGAGGGGCUGAACCGCGCCCAGCGCCAACUGCACCUCACCAGGAAGGAGAAGGAAGCACUGGAGCGGCGUUGUGUGGAGGACAUGGCAGCUCUGACCUUCCAGGCUCAACAGCGCGAGCAUGAGCUGACACAGACGCUCCAGCAAAUGGAAGCGCAGCACGAGAGGAAUGUUGCAGACAUGGACGUCUUGCUGAGCUUGCAGAAUGGCCUCAUAGGGAAGCUGAAGGAAGAGUGUCGCACGCUUUGUUCAAGAAUGGAAGAGCUGACCCAGUCUAACAGGGCCGAGGUAGAACAGCUUUCUUUAGAGAAGGAGCACCUGCAGGAGAGUGUGGAGAAGCUUCGAGGUCGCUGUCAUGAGAUGGAGGAACAGUGUGUACAGCAUGGGAGAAUGCACCAGCGCAUGAAACACAGAUUGCAGCAGCUGGACCAGCACUGUCAGUCCAGCGCUCAGCAGGUGAUGGAGCUGCUCAGCAGACAGAACCAGCUCGUACAUGAGAGGCAGUUUGUCACUGAAGAGAUGCACAGGCUGCAUGUACAGUUCCCAGCAGAGAGGAGCGAAACAGCAUGAGGCCGGCUAGUUCCUUCUCUCUCGACGAAGUUAAUCCUCUCACACCGACAGAGCACCAGCGCCGCGGCUUUACUCCCAAAUCAUGAGGGAUUUUCUACAAGUAAGAAGUGGGUGAGUGGGUGAGAGUUUGUGCGUGUGAUGGCUGCAGGGGGUCGUGUGACAUCACAGUCCAUACUGCACACACAGCAGCAGUGCUGGCUCUCAGUCGCUAACACUCACACACACACACACACACACACACACCGUCCCUUCCUCCCUCUCUCACAAUCUCUCUCACACACACACACCCUUUAACACACGGAUUUAAUAAAUCAAGUGCACCGCUCAGGAUUUCUUAUCUGACACAAAAUGCUGACUUUUCUAAUAUAAAGACUGAAACGAGACUUAAUUUAUUUGCUGUUUUUACACAUCUGACAUGUUUGGAACUUUUGUUUUGUAAACAAGCUUUGUUAAUAAAUGUUCAACUCUAA
Molecule: messenger RNA, 2693 nt
Organism: Tachysurus vachellii
Lineage: Eukaryota; Metazoa; Chordata; Actinopteri; Siluriformes; Bagridae
Gene: sdccag8
Product: SHH signaling and ciliogenesis regulator sdccag8
Exons: 18
Coding region: 130-2223 (697 amino acids)
Biological process (GO): neuron migration; centrosome cycle; establishment of cell polarity
Cellular component (GO): centriole; centrosome
Source: RefSeq, a predicted model, not a curated record